Messenger RNA from Achroia grisella, 4688 nucleotides. RefSeq lists its product as uncharacterized. The transcript is spliced from 5 exons. Gene Ontology annotation, biological process: proteasome-mediated ubiquitin-dependent protein catabolic process; protein linear polyubiquitination. Bases 449 to 4114 code for a protein of 1221 amino acids. Gene Ontology annotation, molecular function: ubiquitin binding; ubiquitin-protein transferase activity. NCBI's taxonomy places the organism in Eukaryota, Metazoa, Arthropoda, Insecta, Lepidoptera, Pyralidae. Gene Ontology annotation, cellular component: LUBAC complex. The record is from RefSeq and is a predicted model, not a curated record.
AUAAAGUAAAUAAUCGAAGUGCCAUAUACAACAGGCAGGAAGCCAAAUGUAUGCGAGAUCGGACACAAGAAUGAAAUGAAAAUAGCAAAAUGGAGUCGCGAAGUUACGCUAAAUAUAGAUGGGCGGGCGGAGUGCGAGCUUGGACGUGGUCGGCUCACAGUGAGCGCGCGCGGCGCGACCUCGCUUUGUUUGGAGCAACAUAUCUAGAUCUUUGUAUUAUUUCUUUAUUAUGAGAACCAUUUCUAAUAGCUUAUUUAUUUCAUAACAUCGACUGACAUGUUUGCAUUUCAUAAUCGAAAUCGCGGUUAUCUUAGCUGUAAUGAUUGUAGGCAGUGAAUUUAAUUCCCGAAGAGUAGCCUAUUUACGACGUGUGUGCGCAAAUCGAGGCCAAAUGUUCUAGUUUUUGUUGUCAAUUUUGUAGCCGCGCCUUUAUAUUUCACCUUAGGUGAUGAGUGGUGAAGUGGAAUCGGAGGCACAACGCCCUCGUCCGCUAUCUGGAGGGCUUUGGACAAUUUUUUCCUGGCUUCGCCGUGAAGAACACACCUCGUCUAGCGACAGUUUGUCUAGUGCUGGUUCUGAUCGAACUGUCGCUAGUUUCGCGUUCCUUUCACCAGCACAUUACCGGACUGCUACCACACCUGUUAUUCUUCCACCACCAGGACCGCCUACCGAUUCUUAUAAAAAAAGAGUACGCGAAAUAAAUAUUAGAAGACAGAACGACCGCGAUUUGACGUUACAUCGCAAGUACGGGCUUCAUAGAGGUGAAGGUAGUACUUACGACGCUUUUAGCUUACCACCACCACGUCGUUACGCUUUAAAUUCCAUUGAAAAACACGAUCGAGAUAGGAGAGCGACAAGUGAAUUACUACAAUUGCGUGCUGCAUAUGUUCCUGGCAAACGUCGUGCUCCGGCGCCCCCAGUGUGUAUAUCUCCAGUCGCAAUCUCAUCGUUGGUACGACGUCCUACAAGAAAACGACCAGCUCCUCAACCUCCUACGAAAUUCAUAGACAGUGGUAAACAAAAUUGCAAAAUUCAUACUCAAAUGAACUCGCAAGUUGAGUGUAGUCAAAAUACAUUACCGGGUGAAAUUUCGAUGGAUUGUAAACCAGAAAAAUAUAUUAGGAAAGAUGCAAAUUCUAAAGAAAACAAAACAAAACAAGAGAAGAGUUUUUUGAAACAAAUAUUUGACAAUAGAAAAAGAAAUUCUGCGAUAGAUAUAUCUGCUAUUAAAAUAUUACCGAGCAUCAGUGAACUAGAUAAACAAGCUGCUGAAAUAAUAGAAUCCUCUAAAAGAAAAGAUGUGGAGGGUAAUAGGAACCUUGCUAUAACAAGAUUUAUUAACGAUUGUCACAAUUUAGAUUCUAAUGAUACCUGGUUGUGUAUUACAUGUUCAAGAAAGUAUAAUAAAUCUGUUACUAAUUGUCGAUAUUGUUUAUCAAAACAGAAAGAUAACUUUAGUGACAUCAAAAAUAAAAAUGAUUCUAUUCAUACUCAAACAGAAAACGAAUUAAUGAAUGUACCUUCUACUAGUCGAUUAUGCGCAAAUGACGAAAAACAGAAACUUAGAGAAAUGUUGAAAGAAAUGAAAGAUUCCCUUCCCAAAAGGCCUAAACAUGAUAAUAUUGGUGAAAUCAAAAAGACUAAUGCUCAUCAUCAAAAAACAACGCGUGAAGACCCUUCUUCUGAAGACAAACUGAAGGUUACAGAAUCUCCUACACUACGAAUAGGGUCCACAUUACUCGAACAAGAUAAUCAUAUUAUAGAAUCAUCAAAAGAAAUUUUGUAUCCUAAAAACCAGAAUGAUAAUAAAAAAAACAUAUUCAGUAAUCCGAAAGAUCAGGAGGACACGAAUGCAAAAUCUCAUAAUUCAAUCCAAAUUAAAGAAACUAUUCCAAAAAUUCAUAUUGGUAUAGAAAAUUAUUUAAAAAGCAAUAAUUUGGAAGUCAAUGUUAAUGGUAAUAGACCUGAUAAUAUUAAUACACCUUUAAGAAUAUCAUCAUUGUUAAAUCCUGUAUAUAUUCCAAAAAGUUCUGAAAUUACAAAGGAACAGUUUAAAAAAAAUUUUUCGAAUGGAACCUUACUCAAACUGCAAUUAAAGAAAAGACCAUCUCUUGAGGAUAAGACAAUAACUACUAAUAUAGGUAAUAGUAUAAUUUCGACUACACAGGGAUCUAUAGAACCAUCAACUUCAAAUAGUAAAUCAAAUUCUGAGGAAAAGAUAUUAAGUACAAAUAAAAUAUCUACGGUAUUACUCAGUGCUAGUUCAGGCACACCUUCAACAUCAUCUUCAACUGGUCAAAAAAUAUUAUCUCAUUAUGAAAAAUCAGUUACCAACGAAGAAAUUAAUAAUCACUCUGCAAAAAAUAACUUAUCCAAAGAAAAUACAAAAAAUAAAUUGCAAGUAUUGCAACCCAAUGUUCACUCGACAGUGCCGGAAGAUCAGAUUAAUGAAACUGGUUUUACUAAAUUCAAACCUACUUUGUUAAAUAAUGAAGAUGCAUCCAUCUCUAAUGUAGAUAAAAUAAACCAGCAUACUAGGCGAAGAGAUUUGGUAAAUCAACUUGAACAAUCUAUUGCUAAAGGCGAUGAACAUGCGGCAGCUCAGGCUGCAAUUAAAUUAGCUCAGUUACGGCUUUCAUGUUCAGUGUUAUCUUUUUCGUCACAAAUUCUUGGUGAAGCAUCGACAUCGUUGUCUAACGAAUCAGUAGAUAAAACAAAGAUAGAUAAUAAAUCUUGCAAACCAGUGAUUAAACAAACUUCCGUUAAGAAAAUCAUUGAUCAACCUUUGACGAAAUCGGUAAACUCUGGAACUCAAACCCUACUUGCAGCUACAAAAGAAAAUUCAAAUGUAAUUAAUGUGCAAAAGACAAAUAAAAAGCCUAUUCGAAAACAAAAUUCAAGAGAACAUCAAGAAAACAAUGAAUUAAAAGAUUCUUCUGUUCACAAUGAUGAAAGUUCAAGUUUAUCCCAAAAAUGUAAUGAUCAAGCAUCUACAUCAAAAAAAAUUGAGCACGAUCCAAGUCAAAAUGAUAUAGUUACGAUAUCAGUAUGGGUCGAAGACAAAGAAGCUGCUCGUGGUCCCGUCCAAUUGCGCAUUAGUCGACAGGCUCGAUUGGGCCAUUUACGACGUCGAGCAGAAACGUCUUUAGGAAUUGCAAGUCGGCUGCAGCGUUGGAUCAUUGGCCGCACACUCUGCACAGAUGACAACACUCAUCUCAUGUCAUUAGCGGGUCCGAAUCUUAAUGCACCGUUUUAUUUAUGUUUAGUUGAAUGCGAAAUCGAGACGAAUACUGGCACAUCAAAUGGAGUUAUAAUAUCGCAAAACCAGCACGAAAACGAUGAUAAUAAAAAAAAGAGUGGCGAGGUGUAUACAGAGUUAGUAAAAUUAGAACGGGAAGCACUCGUUCCAAAUGCCGAAUCAUUUCAAUGCGAAGUGUGUAUGGAAGAAUGUAUGGCUGGUAGAGGUGCCGUACUAAGAGAGUGUAUUCACACAUUCUGCCGGGAUUGUUUAAGCGAUCUAAUACGCCAUUGUGAAGAGCCAGCAGUUUUAUGUCCCGCCACGAAUUGUCCUGGAAUAUUACAUGAACGUGAAAUCCGUGCCCUCGUAGCACCUGACGAAUACGAGCGAUGGUUGGCACGUGGAUUAGCCACUGCAGAAAGCAGGACACGGAAUGCCUUUCAUUGCCGUACUCAUGAUUGUACAGGUUGGGCAUAUUGCGAACCAGGUGUACAGAGAUUUCCCUGUCCAGUCUGCAAAAGCAAUAACUGUGUACCGUGCCAAGCUAUACAUGAGGGUGAAACGUGUGAGCAGUAUCGCACUAAAUUACAAAAAGCAGUAGGCGGAAACAAAGCUAACCAAACGGAUGAAGGAACACGUGCAUUACUAGAUAGCUUGAUAUCGCGUGGAGAAGCACUGGAAUGUCCCGAAUGUAGUGCCAUUAUUACAAAGAAGUGGGGCUGUGAUUGGGUAAAAUGUUCCGCAUGUAAAACAGAGAUAUGUUGGGUUACUCGUGGUCGACGUUGGGGCCCGGGUGGUAAAGGAGACACCAGCGAAGGUUGCCGCUGCGGAAUUGAUGGCAAAAAAUGCCAUCCGUCAUGCGGAUAUUGCCAUUAAUCAUUUGUUUAAUGAUUUUAUGAAUAAUACAUAUUGUUUAUUGUGUUCUUGACAAUUUAUAAUACAUAUACUAUGAAUAUCUAUCCACUGCCACUAUUGCUUUGCAUUUGAGACCUUAAGAUGUUAAUAUUUAAUGCCUCUCCCUCCGGUCAUACCCCCACUAAAUCCUACAGCAUAGACAGUAACUUCUGAAAAUAUGUGUAAAUCCAUAAACAUAGACUGAUAAAAAGAAAUAAAUGGUUAAAAUAAAUUUUAAUACAUUCACACAAAGUAUAACACAAAAUGUUUCUACAUAAAUAGUCAUUAUGCCUGUAUGCUAAAUAAGGAAUGCAUAUCUAUUCAUCUCCGUAGUUGAAGGAAUCAGUUUAUCUUACUAAUAUUAUAAACGAAGAUGUGACUUGUUUGUUUGUUUCACCCAAACCUACUGAAUGGAUUUUAAUGAAACUUAGCUUAUACCUCAAAAUAAAUCAGGCUAUAAAUUUUACAUGGGUGAAACUGCAGGCACAUCUAGUCUAUACAUAUAAAUAAAAUUGGAGUGUCUGUUUGUAAUAUCGAAAUAACCAGUUUUUACUAC